This is a messenger RNA of Ochotona curzoniae (black-lipped pika), 1598 nucleotides long. RefSeq names its product cyclin A2 (gene CCNA2). Lineage: Eukaryota; Metazoa; Chordata; Mammalia; Lagomorpha; Ochotonidae. The transcript is spliced from 8 exons. Bases 289 to 1596 code for a protein of 435 amino acids. The record is from RefSeq and is a predicted model, not a curated record. Gene Ontology annotation, molecular function: cyclin-dependent protein serine/threonine kinase regulator activity. Gene Ontology annotation, biological process: regulation of cyclin-dependent protein serine/threonine kinase activity; mitotic cell cycle phase transition. Gene Ontology annotation, cellular component: nucleus; cytoplasm; cyclin A2-CDK2 complex.
AUACUUGAACUGCAUGAACAGCCGCGGCGGCGGCGGGCUGCUGGCUGCAUCUGCGGGCGUACUCGGUGCUGCACGCCCGCCAGGCCUUGCCUCCGCCUCUCGCAACCUCCUCGAUCCGAGCGGUCCGGAGGCCGAGGAGAGGGCCGGACGCCUGGCAGGACUGGCCCUGGCUGCGGCGGCGGCUCCGGUUGCAGCGCUCCUCGGCGGGAUCGGCGCCUUAGUCGGCUGGGCGGAGUGCACGCUGCUUGGCUCGGCAGCUGAUCGCGCCGCCCGCCGCAGGGAGCAGCGAUGUUGGGCAACUCGGCACCGAAGCCCGCGGCCCGCGAGGCGGGCUCGGCCCUGCUAACGCUGCAGCAGAAGGCGCUCCACGAGGACCAGGAGAACAUCAACCCGGACACCGCGCUGCCCGCCCAGCAGCCACGGACCCAGGCCGCCCUGGCGGUACUGAAGGCCGGGAACUCGCGGGCUCCAGCCGUACAGCUAAGGCCCAGGACGCGACGGGUUGCACCUCUAAAGGAUGUUUGUGUAAAUGAUGAGCAUGCCGCAGUUCCUCCUUGGAAAGUCAAUGGUAAACAGCCGGCCUUCACCAUUCAUGUGGAUGAACCCGAUCAGGAGCCUCCCAAGAAGCCCAAUGAUUCCAAAAAAUCCUCCCCCAAGUCUGAGGAUGCCUUGGCUUUUAGUUCAGCAAUUGCUUUACCCGGACAAAGAAAACCACUGGUACCUCUCGAUUAUCCAAUGGAUGGUAGUUUCAAUGAGUCACCAAAUAUGAUGGACAUGUCAAUUGUAUUAGAAGAUGAAAAGCCAGUGAGUGUUAAUGAAGUUCCAGACUACCAUGAGGAUAUUCACACUUAUCUUAGGGAAAUGGAGCUUAAAUGUAAACCUAAAGUGGGCUACAUGAAGAAGCAACCUGACAUCACCAACAGUAUGAGAGCUAUCCUCGUGGACUGGUUAGUUGAAGUAGGAGAGGAAUAUAAACUACAGAAUGAGACCCUGCAUUUGGCAGUGAACUACAUCGACAGAUUCCUUUCUUCAAUGUCUGUGUUGAGAGGAAAGCUUCAGCUUGUGGGCACGGCUGCCAUGCUGCUAGCCUCGAAAUUUGAAGAAAUAUACCCUCCAGAAGUAGCAGAGUUCGUGUACAUUACAGAUGAUACCUAUACCAAGAAGCAAGUUCUGAGAAUGGAGCAUCUAGUUUUGAAAGUCCUUGCUUUUGACUUAGCUGCCCCAACAGUAAAUCAGUUUCUCACCCAAUAUUUCCUGCAUCAGCAACCUGCAAACUGCAAAGUUGAAAGUUUAGCAAUGUUUCUGGGAGAAUUAAGUUUGAUAGAUGCUGACCCAUACUUAAAGUAUCUGCCAUCAGUUAUUGCUGGAGCAGCCUUUCACUUAGCACUCUACACAGUCACGGGACAAAGCUGGCCUGAAUCACUAGUACGCAAGACUGGAUACACGCUGGACAUCCUGAAACCUUGCCUCAUGGACCUUCACCAGACCUACCUCAAAGCACCACAGCAUGCACAACAAUCAAUAAGAGAAAAGUACAAAAACUCAAAGUAUCAUGGCGUUUCCCUCCUCAACCCACCAGAGACACUAAAUCUGUAAAA